Molecule: messenger RNA, 3208 nt
Organism: Hyposmocoma kahamanoa
Lineage: Eukaryota; Metazoa; Arthropoda; Insecta; Lepidoptera; Cosmopterigidae
Product: cytochrome P450 9e2-like
Exons: 10
Coding region: 1-1617 (538 amino acids)
Molecular function (GO): heme binding; oxidoreductase activity, acting on paired donors, with incorporation or reduction of molecular oxygen; iron ion binding
Source: RefSeq, a predicted model, not a curated record
AUGCUGGUCUUGAUAUGGCUGGGUUGCCUCGUGGCUGCAUUACUUCUAUACUUCCGCCAAGCUUACAGUUUCUUUAAAACGCGGGGUGUAAAGACACCUCGAAUCAUCCCGCCUUUUGGCACGAUGUACAAUACUCUGACACAGCGAGAGCAUAUCAGUGAACAAAUAACUCGGGCUUAUAACGAACACUCGGGUGAAAGGUUCUACGGCACGUUCCAAUUCGUAAAGCCGUUUCUGCAGGUGAGAGACAUCGAGCUGAUCAAGAACAUUGGCGUCAAAGACUUCGAAUAUUUCCUCGACCACAACAAUUUCAUUAACGAAGAUAUUGACCCGCUUUUUGGAAGAAAUCUUAUCUCUUUAAAAGGUCAAGCAUGGAAGGACAUGCGAUCGACUCUCAGCCCUGCUUUCACUAGCUCAAAAAUGAAGAUGAUGCUACCACUGAUGGUUGAAGUUGGAGAUCAGAUGGUUUUCUCGGUUAAGAAGAAAAUCAAGGAGUCUAAACAGGGUUGUUUGGAUGUCGAUGUCGAUGUGAAAGACCUAACAACCAGAUACGCGAAUGAUGUAAUUGCAUCUUGUGCUUUUGGUCUGAAAGCAAAUUCUCAUACCGACGAGAACAACCAGUUUUACGCAAUGGGAAAAGUUGCUGCAACUUUUAGUUUCCGUCAGAUACUCAUGUUCUUUGUGUCCACUUCUUUUCCAAUGUUCACUAAAAUAUUCCCGUUUACCCUAUUCCCGAAGUCGGUGCAGAACUUCUUUAGGACGCUGGUGGCGGAAACAAUGCAAACCAGGGAGCUCAAAAAGAUCAUUCGGCCUGACAUGAUACAUCUGCUAAUGGAAGCUAAGAAAGGAAAAUUGACCUAUGAUGAGAAAUCAAGCCAAGACAAUGAUGCCGGCUUUGCUACUGUCGAAGAAUCAUCCGUUGGCAUGAAACAAAUCAACAGAGUAUGGUCCGACGACGAUUUGUGUGCUCAAGCCAUCCUGUUCUUCAUAGCUGGUUUCGAGACUGUAUCUUCUACAAUGUCGUUUUUGCUGUACGAGCUGGCUAUCAACCCUGACGUGCAAGAGAAACUGUACCAAGAAAUAAGAGAGAACGAGAUAAAAAAUAAUGGGAAAUUUGACUACAAUUCUAUACAGAAUAUGGCUUAUAUGGACAUGGUUGUAUCAGAAACCUUAAGGUUAUAUCCGCCCGGCACUUUUAUAGAUAGGUACUGUAACAAGGAUUACAAUUUGGGCAAACCUAAUGACAAAGCUACCGAGGACUACAUUGUGCGCAAAGGCGACGGCAUCCAUAUACCCUUGUGGGCGAUACACCGCGACCCUCAAUACUUCCCGAGACCCAACAAGUUCGAUCCUGAGCGGUUCUCUGAAGAAAACAAGCACAAGAUCCAGCCUUUCACGUAUAUUCCAUUUGGACUUGGACCUAGAAAUUGUAUUGGUUCUAGAUUCGCCCUCUGCGAAGUGAAAGUAAUGGCAUAUCAACUCUUAAAAGCCGUCGAAAUGUCGCCAUCGGACAAAACGGUUAUACCUCUCAAGAUGGACCCCUCCUCGUUCAACAUUCGCAUAAAGGGGGGUCAUUGGAUCCGAUUUAAGGCUAGGAAAGAGGUGACAAAAAUGUGAACUCCACGCAAUAUAUUAUAAUAUUCAUGUAGUUACAGAGAUUCUGUUUUUUUAAAUUUUAUUUCGUAUUUAGAAGCUGUAAUAGUGUGUGCAUUUGAUAUAAACUGGACGCUAAAAUUCUGUGGAUUAUGGUAAAGUGUACAUGUAGUUAUUCUUUCUUGGUUUAUGCAAUGCACAUACUUACUUACACAUAUACGUUCACAUUACAUUCAUUAUUUUAUUUUAUUAUUUAAUAAAGAUUUUAAAGAGCCACAAAUGCACAAAAUAUUAUGACAUUAGUUUAUUCAUCAUCAUCAUCAUAAUGUCAGCUGGAAGACGUCCAGUGCUGAAUAUAGGCCUCCCCCAAAGAUUUCCAGACCAGCCGAUCGGACGCGACGUGCACCCAUCGGUUACCCACCGCCCUUACCAGGUCAUCCGUUCAUCUAGUAGGGGCCGUCCACUGAACGCCGUCCGGUUCGUGGUCUCCAUUCAAGCCCCUCUCUGCCCCAACGGCCGUCAGUUCUACGAGCUUUGUGCCCUGCCCACUGCCAUUUCAACUUGCUAAUCCUGCCAGCUAUGUCGGUGACUUUCGUUCUUCUACGGAUCUCCUCAUUUCUGAAUCGAUCACGUAGAGAAAUGCCGAGCAUUGCUCGCUCCAUUGCUCAUUGCGUGACUUUGAGCUUUUUUAUAAGGCCCAUUGUAAGUGACCACGUUUCAGAGCCGUAGGUCAUCGCUGGCAACACGCACUGCUGAAAGACUUUUGUCUUCAAAGACUGCGGUAUUGCGGACGAGAAAACGUCCCGGAGCUUCCCAAAAGCUGCCCAACCGAGUCAGAUUCGACAAUUGACCUCUUUCUCGUAGUUGGCCUUGCCUAAUUGGACGGUAUGUCCGAGGUAGACAUACUCGUCAACAACUUCGAGAGCAGCAGUUCCCACUGUUAUAGGGGUGGGUACGACAUGGACAUUCGACAUAAGUUUCGUCUUGUCCAUGUUCAUUUUUAGACCCACCUGCCGGGAAACUCUAUUGAGGUCACCGAGCAUGGUGCUAAUCUCUUCCAACCUUUCUGUCAUAACCACGAUAUCGUCAGCAAAUCGAUGUUGAUGCCGAGUCCUUUCCAGUUCUGUAACUUGUAGGCAUCUUCCAAUGCAGUGGUGAACAGUUUCGGAGAAAUGACGUCUCCCUGUGGCACUCCUCUUUGCAAUUGGAUAGGCCUUGUGCACUGGUCCUGGAGUCGAACUGACAUAGUGGCGUUUCUGUACAAACACUUCAACACUUCGAUAUAUCGAUAGCCAAUAUGGCACCGUUGUAGAGACUGUAGCACCGCCCAAAUCUCGAUCGAAUCAAAGGCUUUCUCAUAGUCCACAAACGCUAAGCAUAAUGUCAGGUUACACUCCUCGAUCUUCUGUAUAACCUGCCGCAGCGUGUGGAUGUGGUCUAUGGUACUGAAGCCCUUUCGGAAACCGGUUUGUUCAGGGGGCUGGAAGUCACCGAAUCUGCACGCGAGACGGUUCGUGAUGACUCGUGAAAACAACAUAUAAACGUGGCUUUAAAAGCGAGGUGGGCCUGUAAUUCUUCAAUAGAGGGUUAUCUGCCCUUUUGAAGAAGAGUAUCA